Molecule: messenger RNA, 1826 nt
Organism: Schistocerca serialis cubense
Lineage: Eukaryota; Metazoa; Arthropoda; Insecta; Orthoptera; Acrididae
Product: tumor protein p63-regulated gene 1-like protein
Exons: 6
Coding region: 76-1197 (373 amino acids)
Cellular component (GO): cytoplasm
Source: RefSeq, a predicted model, not a curated record
CAUGACGUGGGGAGUUGGUUUGUUGACUAUCACUGCUUUGGCGUAUGAUUGUUGUUAGUCAGGUUUUGCGUGGAGAUGAACGAAGAACAGUUAUUAGAAGAUGGACCAAAUGUUGAUUUUCGAGGUGUAACGCUGCAGAUACAGCACGAUGCUGACCAAAGUAGAAGUCCAAGUAGUCAGGGAGACAGUGAUUCAGUUGCAAAGCUGUCAUUGUCUCCUGACACGGGAAAUGAGCAAAACAGGGCUAAUAAAGAAAGUGGUGAUCUAAAGCCAGCAAUUUCAAGCGGCACAGAUGUUAUAUCCCCAAUAACGUCAAUACCAAGGAAAAUUUCAGAACAUCUGAAGAAAUCUCAUUCAAAAGAAGGUUCUGCUGUGCAAAGUGAUGCAAUUUGCCAGAAUAGUGCUCUGGAACAUGAUAAUGCCAAAGAUUAUUUUACAUAUAGGGAUGGCAUAGUAGAAAAUGCAGUAAAGGAAUGUGUUGAAAAAAUACUAGUUCCAGAAAAAGAUGGAGAAUUUAUUGGAUCUUGGCUUAUGACAGAGAUAAGUUUUUGGGAUAAUGAGAAAGAGAGACUAGUUCUUCUUUCAAGUGCUACAUUAACCACUAUAAAAUAUGACUUUAUUGCCCUGAAACAGCUAGAAUACCGCAAAGUUCCUCUAGAUCUUCUUGAUACUCUUGUUAUCGGCGAUCUUAUCUAUCCACCAGGAUCUCUUGUUCCGAGGCUGAAUGGUCUAGCAACGGGGGUUGUCACAGUCGUGAAGGGCUGUCUGCUGCGACCUCUGCAGGAACGCUGGUCACACACAGCAUCUGCAGAGUUCUGUGCUAAUCCAUUUGACAUCCGUAAUUUUGAGCCCAGGUCACGCAAUGUACGUGGAUUACGUGCAAUGUGGAAUCGAGGGGAACCAUUAACAUUUACCAAGAGAUGGAAUCCAUUUAAUAGUGAUAUACCUUUUACAACAUAUACAUCUCACCCACUUCUGUGGCACAAAGAUGGUGAUAGCAAUAAAAUGUAUGAUGUUGAAGACUUUGCACGUAAACUUGUGGAUGCUGUGGAACACAUACAGAAGGAGGCUGAUGGUCCAGUAUGCAGAGUGGAACACAAGUCUAUCGUGCUUCAGAAUUAUGUUGGCCUGGGUUCUGUAAUACACAACAAAAAUUCUUUAGGAUUCUUUAAAGUACGUGGAAAAUUUAGUUUUUAAUUGUUCCUGGACGAAACUUUCUCCGGGGCUGACAGGCAGGCUAAUGCAACUGUCAUCUACAGUAAUUAAUUUACAAAAAUAUGUUCUUAUGUUCAAAAUUCCUCAAAACAGACAUGUAAGGCGUAAAGUUAUUUGUUUGUGUUACUAAUCCUUGAGAAACUACCUGUAUAAUAGUAUAAUGGCAGAAGUACUACUAUUUUAGGUUCCAUUGCCUUCGAAUUUUACAUGAUUAUGUUUUGACAUGUGUGACUGUUGUUGUGGGUAAAAAUUUGUAUGUAUGACAAGUUUUUGGAAUUUUGAAAUGUAGCUUCUGUUAUUUAAAUAUAAUUUGUAUGGUGUUACGCUGUAUUAUAUACUAGCAGUAAUCUGCUGUUUCUGUAAGUUGUAAAAUUUGGUGGGGUUAUUGCCAUUCUUUUUUGCACAGAUUUUGUUUAUGUUUACCAUUGAUAGUUAUUUAUGCUGCACUGUAGAAAUAUUUUGUAAAUCAUAGUUUUAUCAAUCUUAAGAUUAGACAGUAGUCCUUGACACUACAUUGAUGUGAAAGCAAAAUGAACAUGACAGGUAGUGAAGACUAAUGUACUGAACAACCAGGAAUGGUAGUGCACUUUUUCUUUAACCCAACUUUAAAA